Molecule: messenger RNA, 1408 nt
Organism: Cajanus cajan (pigeon pea)
Lineage: Eukaryota; Viridiplantae; Streptophyta; Magnoliopsida; Fabales; Fabaceae
Gene: FLA7
Product: FASCICLIN-like arabinoogalactan 7
Biological process (GO): plant-type secondary cell wall biogenesis
Cellular component (GO): plasma membrane
Source: RefSeq, a predicted model, not a curated record
UGUAAGUAGGUUAGCGAGAUGGGAGAAUGGUGGGGUAGAGUGGAAGGUUGGUCUAUGAAGUAUGAUGGGUUAAAUAAGUAAAUUGGUUCAAGUGGAUAUGGAAAGGUCACCAUACAAGCAGAGAAAAAGGUGUGUUCCAGACAAGCAUUUUCCAUUAAAGUAUAAUAACAAGAAUCACACUCAACUUUCAACCAUCUCUCUAUUCCCUUCCUACGUACCCUCCAUAUUUCAUCUUUAUAUACCCUCUUUCCAUUCUCAUUCCUCGUCCUUCACAUUCUCCUUCUCUCUCUCUCUCUCAAUUCCUCUCCUUCAGGAAUUUGGAGAGACUGUUGAUAUUGCAAAGUAGGAUAUAAACCGGUGGACAAGGAAAAAAUGGAGUUUUCCAUGAUUUUCAUUGUUAGCAACAUAAUGCUGCUUCUGAGUUCAGCAUUUGCCAAAACUGCAAGUCCUCCCUCUGUGAGUCUGACCCCAACUCCAGCACCAGCACCUGCACCAGACUUUGUGAAUCUCACUGAUUUGCUCAGUGUUGCUGGUCCAUUCCACACCUUCCUGGGAUACCUUGAGUCCACCAAAGUGCUUGACACUUUCCAAAACCAAGCCAACAACACUGAAGAAGGGAUCACCAUCUUUGUUCCAAAGGACAGUGCCUUCUCAGCUGUGAAGAAAACUUCCCUAUCCAAACUCACCUCAGACCAGUUAAAGCAAGUGGUCCUCUUCCAUGCCUUGCCACAUUUCUAUUCCCUAGCUGACUUCAAAAACCUCAGCCAAACCAGCUCCACUCCCACAUUUGCUGGAGGGGAUUACACUUUGAACUUCACUUAUGAUUCUGGCACAGUGCACGUUAGUUCAGGGUGGUCAAAGACCAAGGUGAGCAGUGCUGUUCAUGCCACAGAUCCUGUUGCAAUAUAUCAAGUUGACAAGGUGCUACUGCCUGAGGCCAUUUUUGGCACUGACAUUCCUCCUGCUCCUGCUCCUGCACCAACUCCUGAUGUCGCACCUGCUGCAGAUUCUCCAACCGAACACAGUGCAGAUAGCAAAGCAUCUUCUCCAUCAUCUACUCAUGAUGGAUCCUAUUCUCACAAGCUCAUCAGCUGUGGAAUCUUGGCCAACCUUGUCUUGGCAACUUUUGCUUUGCUGGUCCUCAUGUGAUGAUGGGACUCUUCCUUCCUAUUGAAUAUUUAAUUUAGAUUAUGUUUAUGUAUCUACAUUUGGUGCUACUUGCUUUGAUUUGAAUCAAUUUUUUUUGAACAUAAGUGUUAUUCAAUAUAUGUAUGAGAAUGUGAUUUCUUUCCACUGUUCCACUAUUUUUUGUAAAUCUCAUAGCAUGUGGCUGGCAUGUUAUGUGGUUGUCAUGUUAUGACUGUAUCUACUUUUUUGAGAGUUUAAAUGCCGACACUUUAAAAGUCUA